This is a messenger RNA of Closterium sp. NIES-67, 975 nucleotides long. The record is from the annotation of a GenBank genome assembly. NCBI's taxonomy places the organism in Eukaryota, Viridiplantae, Streptophyta, Zygnematophyceae, Desmidiales, Closteriaceae.
CACCCGUCUGUUUCACCCUUGCCCACAUUCACCUAGACCAUAGAGCUUCACCAUUUUGUUUCUGUCAUUCUGAACAAGGCCAGCGACUGUCACUUUCUCGCUAUUCUUCCAAGCAAGACAAACUUAUUUGCAGGAUGGAGGGAAGCCAGGAAACGAACAAUAAGGUUCAUCAAUAUAUGUCUCGAGUCCCUCCAGGUGGGUGUUCUGGCUGAACUACACUGCUAGAUGGUAGAUUGUGUUGAUGACUCAAGAUUCUCUUGCAGUGACCGAGUUGCUCCAGCCUCUCGUGGAGGAGCAUUGUCCUUCCUUAUCCUACGUCUUCGGUAGCCACAAUGGCACAUUUGAGGGUUCCAACGGAAGUUCCAGUCCGCUAUCACUUGCUCGUUCCUCCGCACCGUCGCUCCACAUCCGGCCACCUUUCAGAUCUAUCUAUCAAAACGGCCUGUUUAAUCAGGGUUCUUCUGGUACAAAAAACGGUCAGAUGAAACCAGGAAGCGUUCUGAGCCGCCAGCCUAGCGCUCCUUUGCUGAAUCAAGCCAGGUCGAAGGAGGAGCAGAGUUAUCGUGGAGCAACCCAGCAGCGUAAGAGCAAUGUCGUCCAGGCGGCGGACAGGACUAGUGGAUACAGCGAGCGGGAGUACGACAUUGCGAAGAACCUCGGAAGGCGUAUCCUUUUCCUCAGGGCUUCUGGGGUGGAGCGAAAUUCGCUGACCAGCAUUGAUGAAGACCGCUCACGGCAAUCCACUGCCAGUCAUGUUUCUGUGUCGGUGUCCGACGUGGAAUUGCUGCUUCUAGAGGGAUGCGAUGAAGCCGGACCUGGAAGGAACAGCACCUCCGAGAGCUAGGAGACUAAGUAUGUCAGAAAUAUGAACACAAUUUGCAGCCAUCCCAUGCUGGUGUAGUCUCCAGUACUUGCAGACCUGACAUGAACAUGACAAUCUUAAAAAUUCCUGCUUACUUUUGCACAUUGAGUUAA